GACGACGAGAUAGGCGCGACACCAAGCCCAUUCUGCCUCCCCGAAACGUCACCCGUUCGAGAUUCCGAGCGACGAACGGCAUCUCCGCGUCGCGCACCGACCACGAACCCCGAUUUCGUCGAGUUCGACUCCGCCGCUCGGUGGCACUUCUCUCUCUCCCUUUCCCUCCCUGCCAUUUGCCCCGCGAUCGCGAAACCUCGUUUGAGGUUAGGUCCCGCGCUGUCCCGAUUACGCGCCGUCGCGUACCAAGUUCUCCGCGACGUUCCGCCCGUCGCCGCGCCGCUCGUCGGGAUCCCGGGACCGUCGAGUUCGGCGCGGAACGCCACUCGCAGACGGAUUCUCGCGUCCGUGCUCGAAAUUCCGCUUCGCAAAAAUGGCGCGUUCCGCCGAGAAAUGGCGCUGAUGUUCCACAACGACUUCGCCGCGCUCUCUCGCUCUCUCGCGGUUUAUUUUCCCUUUUUUUCCCUCCCUCGCUUUUCUUCCGCCUUCGGCGUAUUUCGAAUUCGCGUUCGCGUUCAGCGUGUUCGAACGUACGCUCGUGUCAAACUUCGCUCGGGUGAACGGACGGAUGGACGUCCCGCGAUUUUUCAAAAGUCGCGACCUCGACAGAUUUAAACAAUCGCUCUCUCGCCCAUUUCGAAAUCCUCGACCACACGUUGACGACGGACGGCGGAAUCUCGGGGAUUAUCAGCGCGGAUGAUCGAGGCCGCCGAUAGAACGUGCACUCGAACAAAUUUAAACAAAAUCGUGCUUAUGGCAGAAUGGAAUAAACGUUUGGAUUUUUUACGAAUGUGUGUAUUAACGUCAUGUCCAGUAAUAAGGGGCAGAACGCAAGGGCCUUAGUGGAGCCUUUGGCUUUGGACUCUCGCACACUGGGUGACAGUGAUCUUAGUGCACUGAGUUUGUCUCACAGUGGCGAACAGUACACAUCAAACGACUUUGAAGAGUUUGCCAAUAUUCAAGCAGAGUUUGAAUGCAUGAACUCGGAGGGAGUUAUGACGGACGAAGAUCGGAACGUUGAGACUGACACGCUAGUACCUGAUGUGGAGAUGACUGAAAUUUCUGAGCAAGUGCAGGCUGAGCACGUUUACACAAUGGCCAAUCAAAACAACCAGAACAUUGUGUUUCAAACAAAACCCACCCUACAACGAGUGCCGGUGUCGGCGGUCCAGAUGAAGCCCUCUAUCCAGACCACGCAAAGUCAGUCGAUUAUGAUAGUGUCACCUGCAAGCGGAACAGGCACCAGUCAAAUUCUGAAAAUAUCACAUCCACCAACAGCUUCAGCUGAACAGUUGCAGUCUCUAGCCCAGACUCUGAUCACCGGCAAAUCCGCGGACGGAAGCGUCGUUCAAUUAAGGACCACUCAACCUACCAAAUCUAUCGCGACAACUAGUGCCUCUGGGAACAUUACGAUCAGCAACAUGCAGAAUGUUAAGAUUUCACAGCCAACGUUGAAACGAACAACACAGAAUGUCUCGCAAGGACGUAAUGUAAUCACAAAGAUGAUAUUAACGGGAAGUCAGUCACAAUCUGGUACUCAACAAGUUCUUAUUACAAGUUCACAAAGCGAGAAUCAGUCGACUCAGGGGAUUAAAUUCCUCAAUAACACUUCUUCUAGUUACAGCAGUCCAUCGAAAAAUAUAACAUUAGCACAAAUGGGUAUAAUUUCUACUAACAAGCAACAUAUUUUGCCAUCAUCUUCACCAAAGCAGGGUAUGAUACUGAACAAGUUGCUACAAUCUUCGACAUCUCAACCAUCGAAAGUGACCAUAGUACCAACGAAUACCGCAAAAUCACCAACAAAAAUUUUACCUGCCCCAACUAUUAGCCUUCAGGCAAAAUCCUCAACGACGACAAAUCAGCAAUCCACAUUUGUUACGUCCAAAUCAUCCACACAACAAAAUCCACAGAAAGUGAUCAUUAGACAGGGUUCUUUGAAACCUGGCAAUGUACUUGGAAGUGGACAAGUCAUUAGAAUACCUGCUAACCAGAACAUUGUAACUGGAUCAAAUCAAGUUCAUCAACUUCAGAUGCCUGGAAGACAAGUGCAAUAUGUGAGAUUAGUCAGUACCGCUUCAACAGGAUCUUCUAAUGUUGUUACCGUGGGUAAAUCAAAGGCUAGCACAACACUUCAGACUGUAGGUAUUGGUCAGAAAAUAGGAAAUCAGCAGCAAAUUGUGAAGGUUGUUCCAUUGAAUACCGGAAGUCAGUCUCUGAGAACUGUUGCGCCGAAGGCAACCCUGACGAGUGGCAGCCAAAAAUUACUCAUACCCGCGUCAACUGCUGCAGCGGCUGUCAGCGGUCAGUCAAAGAAUGCAGUGGCAAUUCCUGCGUCAGCAUUGAGUCAAUUAGCAUCAGGACAGGCAGUUUUGUCGACCAAUCCAAAUGUUGGAAACAUCGUUGUUCUACCUGCUCAAUAUAUUCAACAGCAGUCAACAGAUGAGGUAAAAGCGAAGUCUCAAACAACGCCAGGUCUCUUAGGAAGUUCACAAAGUUCUGCAGCAACUCUGUGUGUAAUUGAUGGAAAAAAUUCUCAAAAAGGAGCUUACAGUAAUGUAGAGCCAAAUGGUAUCAGGCCAAGAAAACCAUGUAACUGUACGAAAUCACAGUGUCUUAAGCUUUAUUGCGAUUGCUUUGCAAACGGUGAAUUCUGUCACAUGUGCAAUUGCAAUAAUUGUUCAAAUAAUCUUGGUAACGAGGAAGAGCGUCAGCGUGCGAUUAAAUCCUGCUUGGAGCGUAACCCUAAUGCCUUCCGGCCUAAAAUCGGAAAAGGCCGUGAAACUGGUGAAGAUAUAAGAAGACAUAAUAAAGGCUGCAAUUGCAAACGUAGCGGAUGUCUUAAGAAUUAUUGCGAAUGUUACGAGGCAAAAAUUCCAUGCUCUGGAAAUUGUAAAUGUAUAGGCUGCCGCAAUAUUGUGGAUCCAAUUUUGCAGAAGAAAUCUUUGAAGGAUUUAGUGGAAGCGACCGAAGCCAAAACGACUCAGCUUACUUUAAAUAAGGCGCAGUUACAAUUAUCUGAAAUGGCAUUUAGGCCACCUGCAACAUCUAAUGCUGGUACAAGGCAACCAUUCAAUUUAUUGACGGAGAAGAUAGUGGAAAUAACGUGUCAAUGCUUAAUGGCGCAAGCUGACGAGGCGGAACGUAAUAUGUUCGACGACGAAAUGUCUCAGCGUAUCAUAAUUGAGGAAUUUGGUCGAUGCUUAAAGGAGAUCAUCGAGUCGGCGCACAAAGCUGAAGCUACUUAGCAGGUGCACUUAUGACAUUUGCAUUGUAAUUUUUAUCUGUCACUAUUAAUUAUGAGAAUUGAAUAUAAAUAAAGAUAGUAUAAUGAGUGUUGGUACCAAA
Solenopsis invicta (red fire ant) is the source of this 3345-nucleotide messenger RNA. RefSeq names its product protein lin-54 homolog (gene mip120). Gene Ontology annotation, biological process: regulation of DNA-templated transcription. Gene Ontology annotation, cellular component: nucleus. The transcript has 12 exons. Bases 807 to 3245 code for a protein of 812 amino acids. NCBI's taxonomy places the organism in Eukaryota, Metazoa, Arthropoda, Insecta, Hymenoptera, Formicidae. The record is from RefSeq and is a predicted model, not a curated record.